AUGUGGAACAACGGAGCAGACAACUUUGCGACGAGAACUGCACAGAUCUACUAUAGAGAAACUAUAGGAAAGAUCCAACAUGAGCCAGCAGGUGGCUACAAGACUCACCAUGAGGCAGCAGGUGGCUUCAAGACUCACCAUGAGCCAGCAGGUGGUUACAAGACUCACAAUGAGCCAGCAGGUGGCUACAAGACUCACCAUGAGCCAGCAGGUGGCUACAAGACUCACCAUGAGCCAGCAGGUGGCUACAAGACUCACCAUGAGCCAGCAGGUGGCUACAAGACUCACCAUGAGCCAGCAGGUGUCUACAAGACUCACCAUGAGCCAGCAGGUGGCUACAAGACUCACCAUGAGCCUGCAGGUGGCUACAAGACUCACCAUGAGCCUGCAGGUGGCUACAAGACUCAACAUGAGCCAGCAGGUGGCUACAAGACUCAACAUGAGCCAGCAGGUGGCUACAAGACUCAACAUGAGCCAGCAGGUGGCUACAAGACUCAACAUGAGCCAGCAGGUGGCUACAAGACUCAACAUGAGCCAGCAGGUGGCUACAAGACUCAACAUGAGCCAGCAGGUGGCUACAAGACUCACCAUGAGCCAGCAGGUGGCUACAAGACUCAACAUGAGCCAGCAGGUGGCUACAAGACUCACCAUGAGCCUGCAGGUGGCUACAAGACUCACCAUGAGCCAGCAGGUGGCUACAAGACUCACCAUGAGUCAGCAGGUGGCUACAAGACUCACCAUGAGCCAGCAGGUGGCUACAAGACUCACCAUGAGCCUGCAGGUGGCUACAAGACUCACCAUGAGCCUGCAGGUGGCUACAAGACUCACCAUGAGCCAGCAGGUGGCUACAAGACUCACCAUGAGCCAGCAGGUGGCUACAAGACUCACCAUGAGCCUGCAGGUGGCUACAAGACUCAACAUGAGCCUGCAGGUGGCUACAAGACUCACCAUGAGCCAGCAGGUGGCUACAAGACUCACCAUGAGCCUGCAGGUGGCUAG
This is a messenger RNA of Procambarus clarkii (red swamp crayfish), 999 nucleotides long. Its product is annotated as protein SON-like. NCBI's taxonomy places the organism in Eukaryota, Metazoa, Arthropoda, Malacostraca, Decapoda, Cambaridae. The record is from RefSeq and is a predicted model, not a curated record.